Fusarium falciforme is the source of this 1662-nucleotide messenger RNA. RefSeq lists its product as hypothetical. The transcript is spliced from 3 exons. Gene Ontology annotation, biological process: transsulfuration. The record is from RefSeq and is a predicted model, not a curated record. Gene Ontology annotation, molecular function: cystathionine gamma-synthase activity; pyridoxal phosphate binding. NCBI's taxonomy places the organism in Eukaryota, Fungi, Ascomycota, Sordariomycetes, Hypocreales, Nectriaceae. Bases 1 to 1662 code for a protein of 553 amino acids.
AUGAAGGCGCAACUAGGAAGUCCCCUCCCACCUGGCGACAAACAUGCCGUCAGCGUCUAUCUCCCAACAUGGAAAGCCACCCUAGCCUGGGCCCAGCGGAAUCCUGAGCUUCUCGCCCAGAUGAAGACCGGAUACCCUCGAUUCUUCGUCCCCCUCAUCGUCCGCGAAUUCUCGGAGCGACUCCUCGCAUGGACAGCAUCAAAAAUACCUGCAGAUGACACGACGAAAGAACUGCGGUCGUUGCUAGCUGAGGCUGGGCGAUCGGCUAUGCUCUUUCCAGCUUAUCAUCUGGCCGACAUGGGCAAGAAAUACUUGCAGCUUCACACGGACCGUCCUGUUGUUGUCGUGCAAAUCACUUUCGACGGAAGUAUACGUACCCCCGACGCUGUUCCCCUAGAGGCUCCUGAAUCCAGCGCUGGAGAGACUUGUGCCGUGGUACAUCCUCAGGAACUUGCUGUCGAGGCCAAAGCUUUCUGGCAGCACACCGGCUAUGGUGUCUCGACUCGAAGAGCAACCUACUGGCUGGAGCACGCACCCUUCCUGAACAGUGGGAAGAGGAAAUUUGGCGUUGAUCUGCCGCUGAAAGAGUCCCAUGAUGCCAAAAUCACCCUUCAAAGACGAAUCGGCGACUUGCUGAGUACAGAAACCAACAAGCUUGCAACAGACGCCGUCUUUCUAUACCCAACUGGCAUGUCAGCCAUCAGUCACACUGCCGACGCUGUUCGUCGUCUCCAUGGAAGUAGCAAAGAAACCUUGAGAGUUGCAGUAUUCGGCUUUCUUUACGUCGAUACCUUCAAGGUCCUGAGCAAAGUCCACGGCUUCGACUGCAAACUCUACGGCCACGCAACCCUCUCUGAACUCGAGUCAGAUUUGGCAGCGGGGAUGAAGCUCGACGCACUCUACACCGAGUUCCCUGGAAACCCACUCCUCGGCUCCGUCGAUCUGGACAGACUAUACAAACUCGCAAACGAGUACAACUUCCUCUUCGUCGUGGAUGACACUGUCGCUACGUCGGUCAAUGUUGACCUCAUCUCGUCGUGCGACUUGGCGUGUACGAGCUUGACAAAGAUGUUUAGCGGUGCUUGCAACGUUAUGGGCGGAAGCAUAGCCCUGAAUCCGCAGUCGAAGCUCUUUACAAACAUGAAGAAAGUCCUGGAAGAUCUCUCCAUUGACACAUACUUUCCAUUGGAUGUGAUAUUCAUGGAAGAGAACAGCGCUGAUUUUGAAAAACGAGUCGUUGUCGCGAGCCGAAACGCAGAACGCAUAGCAGACAUGCUUAGGCAACACUCUUCGGUCGAUCAAGUAUACUAUCCCAAGGGUAACCCGACACAAGAUAUAUACGAACGGUUCAAACGGCCGGGGAAAGAGUAUGGCUAUCUUUUGUCAAUACGCUUCAAGAAACCAGAGGCCGCCAUCGCCUUCCAUGAUGCGCUAGACGUGGCCAAGGGACCGAGUCUGGGAACAAACUUUACACUCUGCUGUGCUUACGCCUUGUUUGCGCACUACUCCGAGUUGGAAUGGGCUGCAGAAUUUGGCGUCGUCGAGCAUUUGGUCCGUAUCAGUGUGGGCAUCGAGAGCCAGGAGGAGCUGGAUGAGCUUGUUGGAACGGCGUUGGCUGCAGCUGAUAGGAGUAUGGGUAGUAUCAUGAAUGGGAAGCUGUGA